This is a messenger RNA of Silurus meridionalis, 3752 nucleotides long. RefSeq names its product perforin-1-like. The transcript has 5 exons. The coding region runs from base 395 to 2011 and encodes 538 amino acids. Lineage: Eukaryota; Metazoa; Chordata; Actinopteri; Siluriformes; Siluridae. Gene Ontology annotation, molecular function: calcium ion binding; pore-forming activity. Gene Ontology annotation, biological process: leukocyte mediated cytotoxicity. The record is from RefSeq and is a predicted model, not a curated record.
GCAUCACAUUACAAAACAUUCACUGCGUGGGAAAAAAAAGGGGUACAUUCUGUAGCUGAUGACACGUAGCAGGUGGAAGAUCAACACCUGCACUUAGAUUUUAGAAGAGACUUAAAGCUUCAUGUUUGCAGGGUGCAUUGAUUAACUACUGACGAUUGUAAAGAAGAUGAAAUCUACUAAUGUAUACUGGGGAAAGAACUUUUGAGUGCACCUACAAACACAUCUCCAUGACAAUGUAUCCUGCGUCAUUCCAUCUGCUGUGGUCCGGGGUUUUUUCUCUCCUGGUCCUCCUUCUCUGAUCCAGUCGUGUGAGGAGGGAACGGCACGAGACUGUGCCGAGGCAGAGUUUGCUCCUGGGUCCGACUUCGCCGGAGAAGGCUUCGACAUCACCAAGAUGCAGCGCAAAGGCGCCUUCGUGAUUGAUAUGAAAAAAUGGAAACGGAAGGACAAAUCAUGCAUGUUGUGCAAGAACCCUUACAUGGAGGGGAAGAAGCAGAAGCUCCCGGUUUCGGUGGUGGACUGGAGGUCGAGUCAGAAGUGCAGCAUGAAGGUGUCCAGCUCAAUCUAUCAGUCCAGCGAAUCCCUGGUCAGUGCCAGUACCUCAUCCAUCGAGAACAACUGGAACGUAAACCUGGGGAUCAAUGUGAAGAGGGGUGAAGGGUCACUCACGCUGGCAGGAAGCAACUCCAAGCUGGCGGAGUAUUCGAUGGAGAAAACCAAAAAAGACAGAUUCAGUUUCACCAGUCACAGUAUCUCCUGUGAAUAUUACAGUUACAGAGUUUCAAGCAAGCGGAUAAUUCAUCCCGAGUUUAAACGAGCCCUGAGUCAGCUCCCCAAGCAGUACGAUCCUAAGUUCAAGACACGCUUCUACAAGCUCAUCGACAGCUUCGGCACUCACUACAUCACCAAGGUGACCUUAGGAGGCAAGGUCAACUCAGUGACCAGUAUCAGACAGUGCCAGACAGCCCUGCAGGGUCUGAGUGUAGAAGAAGUAAAGACGUGUCUGGACGUGGAGGCGUCUGCCAGCGUGAUGGGGAAAGCUAAAACCAACAUUAACAGCAAACACUGUGAUGAAGCCAAAACCAAGACUGAGAAUAAAAACAGCUUCUCCAGCAACUUCAACGACCGACUAACAGAGAUCUUUGGAGGCCAUACCACGGAGCCUGAGCUUCUCUUCUCCUCAGAUAAAGACCCAGGCGCUUACAAAGAGUGGCUCUCGUCCAUUCCGCAACACCCAGACGUGAUUUCCUACUCUCUUGAGCCUCUACACGAGCUUCUCCCCACCACCAAUCCGGCCCGAAAGCUCCUGCGCAAAGCUGUUCACGACUUUAUUCUAGAGAAAUCUCUGUGGAGAAACUGUUCUGAGCCGUGCAGCGCAGGAAUCAAACCCGAUCCCAAAGAACCGUGCUUAUGUUCGUGCAAGAAUAACCCCGGUGUGACCGCUGACUGCUGCCCUUCCAAAAAAGGUGUUGCUCGAGCCAAGGUGACCGUGCUGCGGGCACAGGGAUUAUGGGGCGACCACACGACCGGCACGGACGGUUAUGUCAAAGUUUUUGAGAAAAAUAACAUGCUGCUCGGCCGCACGACAGUGAUCUACAACAACAACAAUCCCCACUGGGUCAUGACCUUCGACCUUGGUGAUGUCAUCCUGACCAAUUACAACCCUUUGAAGCUGGAGACAUGGGAUGAAGACAACAAAUGGGAUGAUGACCUGCUCGGGACCUGCUUUGUCCCGCUGAAAACAGGUGUUUCGGAGAAUUUCUGCAAUUUAAACCACGGCAUUCUGUAUUAUAAAACGGAGGUGACGUGCGCUCCGAGUUUAGCCGGUCCCUCGUGCAGCGAUUACGUCGGAUCUCCCAUGAGCUUUAACCUGGAGAAGGCGUACGUGUCCCGGCACUCUCGGCCCAUUCCGCAGGACAUGCUACGGGAAAUGGGCGUGGUUCCUAACGAAGAGCCGCUCGCUGUGAAGCAAAUCGGGCAUGAAGCUUAUAACAGCGUGCAGCUGCUGUAGGCGAGUUUCUGAAACUCUUUUAAAAUAUGUGCAUUGAAAGAGAUACGUAGCCAUGUAACGAUUAAAACACAACAAUGCAGCUGUCAUGAAGUUGAUUGAGGUGCUGUUAAAGGAAAAUAAUCAACUUCAUGACAGCCGCAUUGUCGUGUUUUAAUCAUUACAGGGCUACGUAUCUCUUAAUUUUGUAAUAACUGAAAAUAAGUUUUUUUUAUUUAAUUACAUUUUAUUUACAUUCAUUAAUAUAAUCAUUGUAUUUUACAAUAGGGAGAGCAUUUAAGUGUUGAGGUCGAUUGGUGGGGGGAACUUUUCCUGUGCCAAGCUGUCUUGGUGUUCGGUGCUCUGUAGCGUCGGCCAAAUGGCAAAAGUUAAAAAAACAUAUGGCUUGUAUGUGAAGAAUCCAGGGUGAUAUUCGGAGCCCUUUUUCUCAUUCUGGAUUUGUAUAGUUCCUGUAGUGUGGGCAGGGGAGCAUCAAUAAUCCUUUCAGCCGUUCAAAUCGUUCUCUGUAUUCUUCUAAUGUCUGAUUUAGUAGCUGAGCCCGACCAGAUGAUUAGCGAUGUGCACAGGCCAGACACGAUUAUGGCUGAGUAGAACUGUGUGAGCAGCUCCUGUGGCAGGUUGAACUUCCACAAAUAUCGGAGGAGAACAUCCUCUGUUGGGCCUUUAAAAAUGGAGUGAUGUGAUGGUCCCACUUCAGGUCCUGAGAGAUGAUUGUGCCCAGGAACCUGAAUGACUUCACUGCUGUCACGGUGCUGUUCAUGAUGGUGAGUGGGGGAAGGUGCAGGGGGGUUUUGCUUGAAAUCCACAAUCAUCCCCACUGUUGUGAGCGUAUUAAACUCCAGUUUUUAUGACUGCACCAGACAGUCAACUGCUAAACCUCACGUCUGUAUUCAGACUCAUCACCGUCAUAUGAGGCCAAUAACUGUAGUGACACUUCAGAAGCUUGACAGAGGGUCUGUAUAGGUGCAUUCAUUGGUGUAGUGGGAGAAGAGCAGUGGGGAGAGAACACAUCCCUGUGUGGGCACCAGUGCUGAUAGUACAGCUGACAUCAUCUUCACUGAUCUGAAGUACAGGAGGGGGGAGAGGGGGCGGUGCUGGAGUUGUUGAUGGUAGGCAUCCUCUUUGACCUGAUGAAGUUGUCUGAGUCUUGCUGUAUACCGUGGCUUAUCAUUAUUGUUUCUCAAAUAAAUCCUGGUUGGAGUGCAUAAAUCCUCACAGACGCUGAUAUAAGAUGUUACAGAGUCUGUGAGCUUCAUCCAGAUCAGAGGCAGCAGCUUCAAAAACACUCCGAUCAGUGCAUUCGAAACAGACUUGUGAUGUCUGCUCUGUUUCAUUGGUCCAACUUUUUACAGUCUUUACUACAGGCGUAGCAGAUGGAAGUUGUUGCCUGCUUGUAGGGAGAAGAUGAAGCAGUGGUCUGAGUGGUAGAGCAGCUCUGCGGAUGGAGCGAAAUGAAUCCUUCAAUGUGGUGUAGCAGUGGUCCAGAAUGUUUUUGUCUCUGGUACAACAAGUAAUGUUAAUGUUAAUGCUGUUUGAAUUUUGGAAGUUCCCAUGUGAGGCGUGCUUUAUGGACGUCCCCGAGAAUGAUUACAGCAGAGUCCAGUGUGGUUGGUCAUUGUCUGCGAUCCGACCGGUACUAUGAUUUAUUAUAACUAUAAUGUUCCUAUGAUCAUUUUUAUCACAAGACUCUUCACUUAAUCACCUCAGUUUCUGUGUAAAGACUCGAAUGUGACUCUCAGCACAC